ACUCGCGAGAAGGGAUUAUCUUUACAAAAUACGGAAAGGAAUAAAAGCUCCUUGGUCAGGCUUUGACAGUACUCUGUAUCUUAUCCAUCAGUACUCACUUUUUUAAACGGCCACAUUGUUAACUUUAAUUCCGCCAUAAUCUUUCCGUUCAAGCGUGUAGUCAUUUUUCAUUUAAGUUGGUUAAUAAUUAACAGCCUUAAAUAUGCAAAACUACUCACAGGUGAUGAAUGACUUUGUACAGAAACAUGCGACCGGUCUCAUAGUUGCUUUCACUGCAGGGGCAGCUGUACUGGCCUUGCGUAGGUGGAUGGCUGGGGGUGUGUGUCGGAGCAAGGUCAGGCUGGAAGGGAAAACAGUCCUGAUCACUGGAGCCAACACUGGCAUUGGGAAGGAGACGGCCCUGGAUAUGGCCCAGCGGGGGGCCAGAGUGAUCCUAGCCUGCAGAGACAUGACCAGAGCCCGUAUUGCAGCUGACCAGAUCCGGCAGCAGAGUGGAAACGGCAACGUGGUGGUAAAGAAACUGGACCUCUCCUCGCUGCAGUCCGUCAGAGACCUGGCCAGAGAUGUCCAGGAGAAUGAGGAACGUUUGGACAUCCUCAUCAACAAUGCGGGUAUCAUGAUGUGUCCUAAGAGUACGACUGAGGAUGGCUUUGAAAUGCAGUUCGGUGUCAACCACCUGGGACAUUUUCUCCUCACCAACUGUCUUCUUGACCUGCUGAAGAAGUCAGCUCCAAGUCGCAUUGUCAUCGUCUCCAGCCUGGCCCACGAGAAGGGUCGUAUACACUUCGAUGACAUCAACCUUGAUAAAGACUACCGUCGUGAAAUGAGCUACCGCCAGAGCAAGCUGGCCAAUGUGCUCUUCUGCAGAGAACUGGCAGCAAGACUGCAAGGAACUGGUGUGACGGUGUACAGCCUUCACCCAGGGGUCAUCCGCACCGAAUUAGGCCGCCACUUGUACCCCACUUUAGCCCUGUGGCAGAAGGUCAUAAUAAAGCUAUUUACUAGUCUGGUCAAAAGUCCCUGGGAAGGAGCUCAGACCACCAUCUACUGCGCUGUGGACGAGAGCCUGGCCAACGUCAGUGGCCUUUACUACAGUGACUGCGCCCCCAAAACGCCGGCACCACAGGCUCUGGAUGAUGCUGCAGCAAAGAAGCUGUGGGACCUCAGUGCUUCCAUGGUUGGUCUGGCCUAAACACAGCAGCGUGUCCCAGUUUUAUCACCCAUUGCUUUUGCUAGAGUCGAUGUCCUUAAGGUGCAUAAAGCAUGGCAAUAUUUUUAUUAUCUAAGGCACAAGGGCAUUGCAUUAAUUAUUAAGGACGAUUUCACCUGUUCAAAUCUUGAAGACCUAAAAGAUGAAAUGCUGAGUGAAAAAUUUUGCACUAUUUAAUCAGAGAAUUCAGUCAGUUGAUUGAAUAUUAAAAUCAGGUGUAUUGCUUCAUCUUUAUAUUAUUCAUAUUCUGCAUUAUAAUUUGUGAUUUAUUGUAUAUCUAUGGUAUGCUGCUAUCAUGAGAAAAAAACAAGUAAUGCCUGCUUUUUAAUCUACUAUCCUGGUUGAUUUUUUUGCAUUUUAAUGAGCAGUUGCUUUCAUACAUUUAUCCUUUUUUUAUUUGGAAUAGUAAAUGGGCAAUGGCCUACAUUUUUUUUCCUCAUAUGAUUUGCACUGUAGAUACUAAGAGACUUUUAAGGCUUUAAAAGGCUGGCAUCUAGCAAUAAUUACCAACAUAAAGUAAAGUAAAGUAAAGUAAAAUGAUUGUAUAAUCAAUUCUUUAUCAACCUCACCUGCAGAAACACAGCCAAAAAACAUGUAACAUGUAAAGCAACACUACAUUUUCUUAAAGUUACAAGAAAAGGAAGACGAGAGCCUAUUUGUGUGCAGGCUGAAGACGUAGACCGUGUUGAAGUAGUGCUGAAGUGCUGAAGUGUUGAAGUGUUAGAGGAAGUGACCUCAAAUGCCGGCAAGUGGUGAGAGGAUUGUUGCACUUCAGAGGACAGAGGAUCCUCCACCAGGUGUGGAGAGGGAGUGGAAGCCUCGGGGGCAGAGAGCAGUUAGGAAGCAGCCAGUAAAUCCAGAAGACUUGUCAGCUUACUGAGCACCCUCAAGUGUGUGUGUGUGUGUCUGUGUGUCAGUGGAUGCCAUUUUGUGUUUUUUGGCGAGAAUUGAACCGUGUGCCUUUGCAAACUUACUCAAAAUGAACAAUACAGAAAUGUACAAUGGGACUCAUCAGCAAUGUAAUACUUCUGGCAAUAAACAUCUGAUUAAAAGGGA
Morone saxatilis (striped sea-bass) is the source of this 2266-nucleotide messenger RNA. RefSeq names its product retinol dehydrogenase 12-like. Bases 203 to 1192 code for a protein of 329 amino acids. The record is from RefSeq and is a predicted model, not a curated record. The transcript is spliced from 7 exons. NCBI's taxonomy places the organism in Eukaryota, Metazoa, Chordata, Actinopteri, Moronidae.